AUGACCGACUUAAAAGCGAGUGAAGUGUGUAACGUCGGUCGGCAGAAGUGCUACGGACUGGCGGUUACUUCGCUGGAACAGCUUAAAAUAAAAGUACCUGCCCUUAUUUUUAUAUAUGGAUCAGUCACAGUAGUGCUAGUAGAUGAUGGGACCAUCGUAGAAGACGAGGAUUAUUUUCUGUGUCUGCCCGCAAAUAUGAAGUUCAUGCUCUUGCAUGACAAGGAAACAUGGUCGCCUGCCCAUCAAAUUGACAGAAGAACGGCAGGUCCUAGCAGAGAUUCUGCAGUGGACAAUGUUGAUGGGGCAGAAUCCUGGCACAGUUUGGCAGAGCAGCUCAGGCAGGACCUGGCCAGGAUUAUCCUCAUGUCUGAGGCAGAUCUGCAGAGUUUGAUUGAUGUGCCAUGCUCAGAUCUGGCCUCAGCACUGGGCUUCUCACAGAAGAAAACACAGGUCCUACAGGACACGUUGCAGAGAAUGCUAGACCGCAGGGAAGAGGAGCGACAGUCUAAAGAAUUACUGCUGCUCUAUCUGAAAGCUAUGGAGCAAGAAGUGAGCCAAGAGCCACUAGAAGAAAGUAGGAGUAUGUUAAAGGGAUGGUUCAGAAAGAAAAAUUCUCUCAUCAUUGACUCACCCUUAUGCCAUCCCAGAUGUGUAUUUAUCACUGUCAUUGCUGCUGGUUCUAAACUUAAUGAGACAGAUGGGGUGCAGGUGGAGUCUGUGGCAGGGUUUAGUUCCAGAACACUAAAGGUGCUGAAGGACAAAACACAACCAGAAACGAGAUUCUCCAAUGAGGAACUACAGAUGGUUUUGAGGCAGGGAGUGGAGGUCAUGGUGGAGGUAUUGGGCUGGGACAGUGAGUGGACAGCAGCACUUGUGCAGGCUUGUGAGGGUGAGCUCUGUAAACGUCCGCAGCAGUUCCAGGCCCUGCAGUCCCUCAGUGCUCAACGCAAGUCCACUUUACAACCACAGAAUGAGGGAGAGACCAGAGUCAAACUCCACAAAUAACAAACAUACUGAAAAUAUCUAAGACUGACAGGUUAAUAUUCUUGGACUACUUAAUCACAUUUCAUGUAAUAAUAAACAUGAUCUUUUAUACAGAUUUUGGUUUGUGAUUAUUUUGAUAAUGGCUAGAGAGCCUUGUAGAUAAGUGAUAAAUGGCAGAGUCUUUGGUGUGUGUGUUUGUGUGUGUUGUAUGUUAAACGGGUUAACAAUUAUUUCAUGUUUUCAAUCAUCCACACGAGUGGUAAUAUUUUUUGAAACAAGAACAUAUAGACGGUAUUGAUCUGUAUGAAAUUGAUCUUUCUCAUGUAUCAUCUGUAUAGUGCACCCUUUAGAGGGGUUGUUAGUGAUAACCAUAUGCUAUGUAAAAAAUAAAAAGUAAAUUUUUUAAAUAAUAAAAAUUAAAUCAGAACUUGUAAUUUACAAGUUAAUGAAAUAACAAAAAUAAUGAAAGCAGGUAUUUUGGACAAUUUAAUGUUUUCUGUUUUGUUUUCUUGAAGGGAAGUAUUAUAUUCAUUGAUUGAUUCCAGUUCAAAUUUAAUGACCCCUUAGCCUAAUAUAUUCUGGAUGACAUUUAUAUACCUAUUAGAAGUAGCUUUUAAUGCAGCAUUUAUUAUAUUGCUCGGGGAAGGAAUGUAAUACA
Messenger RNA from Myxocyprinus asiaticus (Chinese sucker), 1642 nucleotides. RefSeq names its product DNA fragmentation factor subunit alpha-like. Bases 1 to 1005 code for a protein of 334 amino acids. Gene Ontology annotation, biological process: regulation of apoptotic process; apoptotic process. The transcript has 8 exons. Lineage: Eukaryota; Metazoa; Chordata; Actinopteri; Cypriniformes; Catostomidae. The record is from RefSeq and is a predicted model, not a curated record.